Molecule: messenger RNA, 2451 nt
Organism: Penaeus chinensis
Lineage: Eukaryota; Metazoa; Arthropoda; Malacostraca; Decapoda; Penaeidae
Exons: 8
Coding region: 181-2307 (708 amino acids)
Molecular function (GO): DNA-binding transcription factor activity; zinc ion binding
Source: RefSeq, a predicted model, not a curated record
UAACAACGAUGGAGGAAGUUGUCAAGGUGGAACUCAUAGAGAAUGAAACGUCAGCUAGACAGUCUGGGUGCAAUUUUGAAGUGCUGUCAUCCAUUGAGGAAUUGAAUAACUAUAUAAAAGCUCAAGAGGAAGCGACGUUAUCGAAAUUCAUUGUAUAUAAUAAGGACAAGACGUUUGGAAAUGACCAUUACCGACCAGGGCCUGGCCAGCCCAUUGGGCAUAUUUCAUGGUUGGGGGACAAUGUGCCUCACAUACGUAUUGGGAGAAAGAGAUAUGGGCUGCCAUCAGGGUCGUGACAAACAGGUCAAAGCGAAAGAAAGAUACAAAGAGCAGAAGAGGAAGGCUGAAGAGGAAGGCCAAGCAGUUACCAAGAAAAGACGUCUUUACCAAGACUCAAAGAAACUGUCCUGUCCAUUCCAGUUCACAGCAAUACAGAUUUUGAAAUUUCCUGAAUUUGAGGUUGAACAUGGAUCAUCCCCUUAUUUAAAGCAAAAGACAGCUGCUGUGAUCAAGUCUGCCAUUAAAGAGGGAGAGCCAAUAGAGAUGGUAAUGGAAUAUCAUGUUAUUAUACCACCCAAGGAAGAGCACAGAAACCAUCCCAUUGAAGGACCAAUUGCACACUUGAGAGAACGGGUGGCAGAGGAGGUAAUAGACAAGAUUACAGAGCUAGCAAGACAAGGUGUGAAAAAAGUGUCAGAAAUGAAGCCUCAUCUAGAGAGAUAUGUAGAAAAUGAUUUAGGUGUUCGAGAUGAAACAAAAACGAGACGUCGUUUUUACCCAACAAAUAAAGACUUUCAGAACAUCAUGCAGCGUGCAAAAAAGAGGCCAAACCAGUCAAUAGUUGAUAAGGAGAGCCUGCAAGAGUUGAUAGAAAGAUGGCAGGCAGAAUCCCCUGGUGACUGUAUAUAUUUUAGACCCUGGAGUCCAUCCCAAUCUCUCCUUUUGUGUUAUCAGACAGUGGAACAAAAACGCCUCUUGAAACUAUAUGGAAACCACUUGUGUCUUCUUGAUGCAACCUAUCGGACUUGUAGCUAUGCUCAGCCUCUGUAUUUUUUGUGUGUGAGGGCCAAUGUGGGUUAUUUUGUUGUAGCUGUGUUUAUAGCACAGCAUGAAGCCUCUACUGCUGUUCAAGAGGCUCUGGAAAUCAUUAAAGAAUGGAAUCCAAAUUGGAGACCAGGAUGUUUCCUUGCAGAUUUCAACAAUGAAGACAUCAUGGCCUUAGAAACAGUGUUCCCAGAUACAUGUGUCUUGUUAUCAGACUUCCACCGCGAGAAGGCGUGGAGUGAGUGGCUUUGCAAUGAGGACAAUGAAGUGUCACACAUUGGGAUAACCAUAAAAAACAUGCUCAACCGAAUAGCCCAGGCAUCAACAGUGCCUCUUUAUCAUGAGGCACUGAAUACUUUCCAGUCAAGUUCUGUUUGGAGGGACUCACAAGAAAUCAAGGAUUGGUUUUCAAACACGUGGCUGCCUAAUGUUCAGCGCUGGGCUACAGCUUUCCGAUCCAGUACACACACUUUGCUCAUUCGAAUGAAUAAUGGCAUAGAAAGACAAAAUGAGCUCUUGAAGUCAUCAUUUCUAGAUGGAUACAAGAACUGCUCCUUGAGUAAUCUCAUGACAGUCAUAGUCACUGACUUUCUUCCAAAAUCUUAUAAAAGAUAUGUGGAAUUGAACAGGAGAAGAUCAUUCAAGUACACAAACUCCGAUGGUGAGUUGCCCACGUUUCUACAUGAGUUACCCCUCGAUGUGGCCCAGCAUGUGAUGAAGCGCUGGUAUGGGAACCUAUCGUCAGAGAGUAUCCACCAAGGGUCCAACAAGAGCAUGUUCCUGGUUGCUAGUGAAAUGGGGAGCAGUCUGCAUUAUGAGGUGCAUCUCGGGAACGAUGUGAUGCCGCCUUCGUGCACCUGCAUUGACUGGGGGAGAUAUAUGCUCCCUUGCACCCACAUAUGUGCACUGUUGCAGUCAGAGAUAUGUUCAUGGGAGAGCUUGAGCCCAGUGUUCACAAAUAAUCCAAUCUUGAAAAUUGACCCAGAGUGUGUAUCCAGUAUGCAGAGCAUGGUGAAAAUGGAAAAUACAGACUAUGGGGAUUCAGUGUGUAAAAUUUUUAUAAAUGAGAUAGACAGGGAACCAUUUUCUACUCAAGAGAAAAAGAACAGAACACUGAAGAAAAGCUGUGUUGAAAAACUACGUUUAUUGACCAGAUACGUAAAUGCCUUACAUGACGAUGAGUACCUGGAGGAGCUUAAUGAUGAACUUGAUGACAUGGUUAGAACCAUCAGAGCAGGGGUCCAGAUCAUCACAGAUCAGUGAUGUCUAAAGAAGAUAGCCCCACCAUGUCUGCAACUGUGAUGGAGCACCUCAGCAUCUCUCUUUCUCUUUCUCUUCUUAUCUCUCUCUCUCUCUCUCUCUCUCUCUCUCUCUCUCUCUCUCUCUCUCUCUCUCUCUCUCUCUCUC